CUGCGCACGCGCGGCCGCUCCUGCGGGCGGAAGCCUCCUGGCGCUCGGCCCUGCGCCCCUCCCCCCGGCGCGCGGCCCCGCCCAGGACGAGGGGCGGUGGGCAGGCAGCGCUGGGUCCAGUGGUCGGGGGAAGGCGAGGAUUACCCUCCCGGAGGCGUUGUCUGCGACUCGGCGGAGGCUCCAACUUCCAGUGGCCCGGUCGGGAAAGAUCUGCCUCUUUCUGUACCACCCAGAUCAGAGCCUCCUAAGAAAUAUCCAGAAGUCAAGCCAUGGAUCCACCUGCACGUAAAGAAAAAACCAAAGUUAAAGAAUCUGUCAGCAGAGUUGAGAAGGCCAAACAGAAAUCAGCCCAGCAGGAGCUGAAGCAGAGACAAAGAGCAGAGAUCUAUGCCCUCAACAGAGUCAUGACAGAACUGGAGCAGCAGCAGUUUGAUGAGUUCUGUAAACAGAUGCAGCCUCCUGGAGAAUGAGGCCCCAGGUUCAAACCAGAUGGGAUCCUGAGAGCUUUGAGAGGGUGUUGCCAGUUUUAAGCUGAGAUGGCCCAUUUGGAGCCUUACAGAACUAGACCAGAAGACAUUUGUGGAUAAAUCUGAACUCACUUCCUGUGUGUAACUUCUAACUUCACUGGUUCCUCCCAUCUGAAUUGGCCACAUGCUUGCUGAAGAGACUUGUUUUCUUCUUCUAAGACAGUGGUUUUGUUUUUUGGGUUUUUUUAAAAAAAAAAAAAAAACACACACAAAAAACACUUUUUCUAUUGUUUGAGAAAAAUCAGUGUUUCUCAUGAAACUCUAUAUCUUCUCCAAAAAUACAAAUAAAAUACUAAUAAAAUGUU
Molecule: messenger RNA, 832 nt
Organism: Homo sapiens (human)
Lineage: Eukaryota; Metazoa; Chordata; Mammalia; Primates; Hominidae
Gene: SVBP
Product: small vasohibin binding protein
Exons: 3
Coding region: 270-470 (66 amino acids)
Cellular component (GO): cytoskeleton; extracellular region; cytoplasm
Source: RefSeq, a predicted model, not a curated record